UCGGUGGAGAGCAAGCAACUGCUGGCAGGCGAGGAGACCGCCGAGGGCAGCCGGAGCAGGAGGCGGAUGGAUCUAAACCUGUACCUCGGCCUCCCUCCGUUGCCACGGCCUCCUGGCCGGCUCGACGCCGCGCUGGAUUGCCCGGCGUCGUUGCCGAAUUCGGACGGCUCUGCGCCGGAUGCCCCAAGAACGAAUGAGCCGGCCUCGGCGGCGGCCUACUCGCCGUCGAAUGCGCUCUCCACCCCGGAGGAGCAAUCGAUGCUAGAUCCUAUAGUUUAUGCGUGGCUCGACGGCCACAGCACUGAUAGUGAAGAGGGCACUGAUGCUGUUGAGCCGGCUGUGGUGCUUGGCGCGCCCAUGGGCGGUGACAAUGUCUCACCACCGCCGCCUGCUCCUCCUGGUUUGGGAAGGGAUAAUCUUGCACCGUGGGUGGAAAGGUUUGUGCACCCUGGUCGGGUGGCUGUGGCUGGUGGAAUGGAGAUGGUCAGCACGAGCUUAUUGAGGGGGUCCAUUCAAGGGGCAAUUGAGAUUGAAUCAAUGACUCCCGAGUUCCGCAUUCAGAGGUUGAUCCAGGUCAGCCAGCAGCACAGCGGUAUGAGGUCAGGGUUGGCGAACCACAGCCAACGGGCAGCUAGUCCGGAAGCGGAUAGGCUGGUCUGGGCCAUCCGACGCUCCCAUAGCUCCCUAGAUGUGGCAAGGCGGCAAAAGCUGGAUGGCGAUGACAAGGUGGGAGGUAGGGGUGCUGUUAAGAAGGAUGGGUGCUGUGGAUGCAACUCCAGCUUUGAGUGCAAUAUCUGCCUCGACGCGGCUAAAGAGCCCGUGGUUACACCAUGCGGUCACCUCUUCUGCUGGCCAUGCUUGUACCAGUGGCUUCAUGAGCAUUCAGCCCAGUCUGAGUGCCCUGUUUGCAGGGGUGAGGUGCUUGAAGUGAAUGUCACUCCGAUUUAUGGAAGAGGCGGCGAUGAGCGGGAUCCCUCCAGCCUUGAUAUGCCUCCCAGGCCGCGUGCAAACAGAAUGGAGAGCCUGAGGCAGCAGCUGCAAAUGGCAGACACGAGAAGUAUUGCAACAGUGGUGAGGCAGUUGAUAGAAAAUCAGGGUAUAGUGAGAGGCCAACCAAACCCAUCUGGAGGGGUUGAGGUGAAUUUAGUUCCUGCAAGCCGAUCAAGGGCUAGGGCUCGGAGACAGCAAAGGCAAGAUAGCAAUGUCUCACCUUCCAUGCGUGCAAUAAUUGUGAAUAUGGGCAAUGUUGCCCCUGAGAGCAGCAAUCAGGUCCCAUUGCCGCCAUCUAGUGUUGAUAAUGCUGCACUGGCAGUUCCUGCAGCACCUCAGCAGUCAUCAUCUGUGGAGCAACCUUCGACUUCAAGCACCACAGCUGUUAUAGUGGGGAAUCCAGGGUCAAGUAGGAGGUCAAGGCCUUCAGGAUCCACGACCCCAAGAAGAACAAGGAGGAGGCAGCAGUAGGUACCAGAGUGCUGUCAUUCUCUCCAAUAAAACCUAUAGACCAUAUCCGAAUGCUAGUUGUUACCUUGAUUAGGUUCAGAAACACCUCAAGGUUAUAAUGUAGGAACGUACAUGCCAUCGCUUGUUUCCUCCGUUCUCUUACAUAUCGUGUAUGUACCUCCAUGGCAAAGGAAUCGAAAUGUCAGUUUCAGUGUC
Phragmites australis (common reed) is the source of this 1656-nucleotide messenger RNA. RefSeq lists its product as uncharacterized. The transcript has a single exon. Lineage: Eukaryota; Viridiplantae; Streptophyta; Magnoliopsida; Poales; Poaceae. Gene Ontology annotation, biological process: ubiquitin-dependent protein catabolic process. The annotation marks the transcript as partial. Gene Ontology annotation, cellular component: endoplasmic reticulum. Gene Ontology annotation, molecular function: ubiquitin-like protein conjugating enzyme binding; metal ion binding; ubiquitin protein ligase activity. The record is from RefSeq and is a predicted model, not a curated record.